Molecule: messenger RNA, 4848 nt
Organism: Pestalotiopsis fici W106-1
Lineage: Eukaryota; Fungi; Ascomycota; Sordariomycetes; Amphisphaeriales; Sporocadaceae
Exons: 5
Coding region: 1-4848 (1615 amino acids)
Cellular component (GO): cytosol
Molecular function (GO): metal ion binding; heme binding; FMN binding
Source: RefSeq, a predicted model, not a curated record
AUGUCGCAAUACUCUUGUCCAGUAUCUGGGGCUGCCGGGGGCCAUUGCCCGGCAGGCAAGGCUGGUGGUAGUGUGCGAGGUAGUCAAAUGGGUCCCAGAGGAUGUUCAUUUUCGGGUUUUGCUCAGCCUGGCGAUGUACGGGCGGCCUUCAAUAUCCCCAAUGGCAUUGAUACAGAUGAUUGGUUACGGAUGAGGGAACGAAAGGCCAUCAACGAGAUUCUCUACUCGAAUACACCGGCGAACCGAGAACUCAACCAGACCAAGGACAUUGACUCAUUAACUGCGAAUGAGCAAGAUCUUCUGGCAGUGGCACUAGGAGCACCUGCCCGUCAGGUGCUGUUGAGAGCCGAGGAGAUCGGACCCAAGACUGGCUGGCGUGAUGGCUUCCUGAGCGCAGAGUACGGCUUUGUACCUCCUGAUAUGGAAGAGGCAGUCUCAGCCCUGGCCAACUCGCCCGGUCGGGUGUGGAGCGAUCUGUGCGAAAGGAUGCCAGGAACCAUCUCUCGUGGCCGUUUCCGUGAGGCCGCUGCUGCCAUACCCGUUGUCGAGGGAACCGAAGACGUCAUCCCUGAUGCUGCACUAUGGGCAGCUCUAGUCGCCUUGGGUCUUCUCUGCUCGUUGUACAGAUAUGAAGAAAAGCAUGAUGGGCACGAAGGAGUCAGCAUUCACUCAGGUCCCAAGAGUGGACUCAUGGGAGACUGGGGUGAAGAUGUGCUUGAGGAGGUCAAGGGUCUUCCCCGGAGUAUCGGCCUACCUUAUGUACAGAUCUGCAAACGCAUGGGAAGACCCAUCCCCCAUUUGACGUUUGUGGACCAGAGCAGCUACAACGUCACGGUCAAGGACCCAAAGUCCAAGUUCCCAUAUGUGGGACGAUUCGACAACACUGACCUGCGCUGGGCCAUGUUUGGCGACCAAGCAGAGCGCGCUUUUCUCAAGGGUGUUGCCGAUACCAGUGCUUCAUUCCAGCAUGGACCGGAUGCCAUCGCGGCUUGCCAAGAAGCCGUCAUGAAGAGGGAUGUCGAGGGUCUCCUCCGCGAAAUGAUCAGGUUGAAGGAGAUCCUGGAGCUCAUGCCAAACGCCUUUCACUCAAUUUCGCCCAACCCUAAUUCUGGCGAGAACUACGUUUCCGGAGACGAAUGGGUCAGAUGGGCCAAGUUCUCUGCGCCACUUUCAAAGAGAUGCCCGGCUUCGUCGGGUCUGCAAUUUCCGCCCUAUCUGGUCAUGGACGCAUUCCUCGGCCGCAAAAAGUAUGAUUCCUUCUUGGGUGCCGAGGGUCUUCAUCUCAGAGCGUGGUCUCCGUCAAACAUGAGAGCCUUCAUCGCUGCCAUUGAGUAUCACUACCGGAUCCCAGAGUUUGUGGCACAGUCAAACGACCCUAGAUUGCAUGGUGUGCUAGACGGCAUUGUCGAAGCCUACACAGGCGAAAGAGGCUUCAUGGGUGUCCACCGCUACAAGGUCUUUGGUAUACUUGAAAUCGCUGCAAAGACGGGCCGGACCGAGACAAAUGGAAAUUCGGGCCAGAGUGGCGUCAGGAUGCGGCCGUGGGAAGAAACACACAAGCAAUUCUCCGAGGCCAUGAAGGAGAGACUGGAGCCGUACCGUGGCAAGAUGCUCGGUGAGCCUCACGAGAUUCGGGGCACUUUUGAAGAAUGCCGCUUCCGCUCCAGGAUCCUCAGUCGCAACUUUGUCGACAAUGAUCCCAAGAGGUCGAUUGCGAGAGUCACUUUGGAUCUCCGCGAUACUGGCGUCACCUUCCAGCCUGGCGACAGACUAGCUAUCAUGCCGCUCAAUAGUUGGGAGGAAUGCGCAAAGGUUGCCCUGGCUUUGGGCCUUGAGGAGAUGCUCGAUGUGCCGGUACAGCUCAACCCAAAGUGGAGCAGGUUUGCUGAGCACCUGGGAUCAGUGUCGCGAGAAGCUGCGCCCAAACUUGCCGUUCGCGACAUCAUCCGACGGGGCCACCUAGCACCUCUAACCAGAGAUCUCGUCCUCAAGGUCCACUCCAUGCUCAAAGCAUCAUCGACGGUAGUCUUGCAGGUCCUCGCAACCAACGAAUGGCCCGUCAGAGGAUCUCUUGGCGAUUUGCUACAAUCAGCUGUGGUUGAUACGCCUUCGCAGAUCUGGGAUCAAGCCUUUGACUUGUCCCACAACCUCGCAUGGCUUGCCGACCUUGUCGAAGUGGAAGUUCCCAGAACCUACUCAAUCUCAAGCUAUCCCGAAGAAUUUCUGCCCAGCACCCUAGACCUUACCAUUUCAAGAGCCGAGUACGACCUUUGCGACACCUUUGCCAAUAACAUUCCCACUGUCAGAAGUGGCGUCAGCAGUGGCUUUCUCAACCCUUCACUGGCCUCGAGUGAAGACGCGAUGCCAGCCGAGGAAGACCUCCUCAUCGGCCUGUCGCGCCCGGUAAGCUUCCAGCUUCCCCUGGACGGCGCUGCACCCUGUGCCUUCUUCGCUGGAGGCAGUGGCAUUGCGCCCUUUAGAAGUUUCUGGCAGAAGCGAUUUGCUGAUGGCAGCAUUGGCCGCAACAUUCUUUACUUGGGAGUGCAAUCCCGAGAGAAGUUUUGUUAUGAAGAAGAGCUCCGAGAGCUUGUUCAAACUGGAAACAUGGAGAUUCACACGGCCUUCUCGCGUGACUCUCGGGGCCUUGCAUUCGACAGAUACUCGCGGCAGCUUCUGGAAAAGCAUACUCCGCCUCGUUAUAUCGACGCACUCAUCGUGGAGCAAGGCGAUACUGUAUGUGAUCUUGUAAUGAGCAAAAAGCAGGGCGGGUUGGGUGGCUACAUUUACAUCUGCGGCUCCGUGUCCGUCUUUGAUUCGGUCAUGGCUGGCAUCCGCAAAGCCAUUUACGAUCACCGCAGUGCCACCAUGGAAUCUAGCGAUGCCAUCCUCGCUACAGCUUUUGCCGAGCGCCGAUUCAUGCUGGAUGUUUUCAUGACUCCAAAGCCUCUUCCCUGCAAUCUGCCCACCAUUCCUCAAUCAGAAUUGGCACUGCACACUGGGCAUCGUCCCAACACUGCUGUCUGGAUCGGGGUUCAUGGCAAAGUCUACGAUGUCACCGACUUUGCACCAAUUCACCCUGGUGGCGUACUAAUCAUCCGCUCCAAUGCAGGCGUGGACUGCUCGCAGUCUUUCGACAAUCUUGCCCAUACAAACAACCCCGAGGUUGCCAGUCUUUUGACCAAAUACUUUAUCGGCAACCUCACACCAAAGCCCGACUAUCAUGCAAGCGAAGACCUCAAUAGUCUUUAUGAUAUGUGGAAAGAAUAUCUUCACACUGUGGUCGAGACGCUGGUCGCUCAGCAAUUUGAAAUGAAUCGAUUCAUGGGCUCCGACAUGGGAACACCCAUUGAUGCAGACAAUUGGUGGUUCCAGAACAGCCUUCGGGGCAUUGAUCUGAUCAAUAUCAAGGGAAUUCGUUCAUUCUACCAGUACCAGUCGAGGCUUUUGCAAGGUGGAUUCUCGGCCAUGUUUGGUCCUCAGUUCCAAGAGCUGAUACUGAAGCUCUCUUUUGCUCUAGCCAACACAUCAAUGGAUGGAGCACACGCGAAACUUCCUGACGUUCUCGGCGUUGUUGCCAGAGCAAAGACGUCGGAGCAUGCAGUCAAGAUUUCCAGACAGGUCGCACAGAUUGGUGAGUUUGUGCGCGAUGCCGGCGGUGCUCGUUUCCACGAACGCGGCAUCAUUGCCUAUGCAAGCAAGUCGGUGCAGCUGGACAUGGCACUUCUUGAGGAUAUUCGGCAAGAGGCUUGCUACGGCAUGGAUGCCCUAGAGAGUCUGGCCGAUGUGGACUACACAGAGGAGCAGACCUUGACCACGCUGUGCACAUUCUUGAUGCAGAUAUUGGAGCGUAUGGCCAAGCGGCUCGAAGUUUUCUACUCCAACCUUGCCCAGCACACCAUUGUUCAGCCGGCCAUUGAGCGCAACCCAGCCAGGACUCGUUGGCAUAUUCUGCGCCAGAGGAUCCGCGAUGGCUCAUUCUUUAUUCUGACUCAGAGCACAGUCAUGGGUUCAGCGCCAUCGUAUAUCCCAGAAAAGGCACAGAAUACUGUCGAUUUCGACCGCGUCAUGUCGCAUAUCCAGCAGACGUUAGCGGAAUCACCGCAGGCUCAGCCGGCCAUGACACGUAACCCUCCCACAUUGAAUCAGAUGCACAUUCAACGUACAGAGGCUCCCAAGAAUGGUGCUUCUGCGCUCGAGUCGCACCACAAUGGUACCGCGCUCCGCAACAUGUCUUCGUUUGUCAACAAGAACAUGAAGGCCAUUCGACGUCUCAGCAAGCUACCUCCAAUGCCGGCAAAUUUUGAUCUCAUGGCAAGAACGCCACUGCCUGCACUACCUGGCGGGACAAUCACGCCGCCGCUGAGCAGAUCAUCUAGUCGUUCUCCCACCCGGGGCAUGACGGGUCAGCACGGGGGCGGGCUGUACAUCAAAGGCAUGCCAUCGAAUCCAAAUUACUCGCCUCCCCUAGCCCAAGGCUACGGCCACAUGGGCGGUGGCGGCGGCGGCGCAAUAGUACCGCAGCACGCUAUGCUACCAAACGGUCGUCUCCCACCCACGCCGCCGCUCGAUGCCGCUGCCGCCAUUGGUUCCAUGAUGGGCAAGCUCAACGUCCGCUCCCGGGCGUCGUCAACCCGGGCCCCGUCGCCGGUGAGCUUGAGCGGUGGUUACCGUCCCAGCAUGGAGGAGCGGGCCAAACUCAUGCACAUGCGGCAAAUGUCGCAGCCGUCAAUGAUGCAGCCGCCGCAGCACCGCGCAAGAUCAUCAACAAGUGGCUCUUUGAGGUCAUUUAAGUUGUCACAGAGGAUUGGCCAAGGUCAGGCCGAGGCAAAGAUCGCACCGACGUUCUGA